AUGGAGUCAGUGUUCGGAUUAGUGGGUAAGGAUUUUGCGAUAGUGGCUGCUGAUACAUCGGCCGUUCAUAGCAUACUCGUACACAAGACUAACGAGGACAAGAUCAUGAUCUUGGAUUCUCACAAGCUCAUGGGCGCCUCUGGAGAGACCGGCGACCGGGUUCAAUUUACAGAGUACAUACAGAAGAAUGUAGCUCUGUACCAAUUUCGCAAUGGCAUUCCUUUGACUACUGCAGCUGCUGCAAACUUCACCAGAGGCGAGCUUGCCACAGCCCUGCGUAAGAAUCCAUACAUGGUGAACAUCAUCCUGGCUGGAUACGAUGAGAAGACUGGCCCAUCUAUGUACUACAUAGAUUACAUUGCUUCCCUUAUCAAGGUUGAUAAAGCUGCAUUUGGCUAUGGGUCCUACUUUGCCCUCUCCAUGAUGGAUAGGCACUACCGUCCGGACAUGACUGUCGAGGAGGCUAUUGAUUUGGUCGACAAAUGCAUAAUCGAAAUUCGGAGCAGGCUGGUUGUGGCACCACCAAACUUCAUUAUCAAAAUUGUUGACAAGGAUGGGGCCAGGGAGUACGCUUGGCGUGAGUCGAUCAAAGAUACCCCUGUUCAUGCUGCUUGA
Molecule: messenger RNA, 615 nt
Organism: Striga hermonthica
Lineage: Eukaryota; Viridiplantae; Streptophyta; Magnoliopsida; Lamiales; Orobanchaceae
Source: the annotation of a GenBank genome assembly